Molecule: messenger RNA, 1427 nt
Organism: Penaeus vannamei (Pacific white shrimp)
Lineage: Eukaryota; Metazoa; Arthropoda; Malacostraca; Decapoda; Penaeidae
Gene: Galt
Product: Galactose-1-phosphate uridylyltransferase
Biological process (GO): beta-D-galactose catabolic process via UDP-galactose, Leloir pathway
Cellular component (GO): cytoplasm
Molecular function (GO): UDP-glucose:hexose-1-phosphate uridylyltransferase activity; zinc ion binding
Source: RefSeq, a predicted model, not a curated record
UCAAGAUGUAAUGUUUCGUGAGAGAAAGUUUUGAUAACUGUGAGCAAUAACAAUAAUCUGUUCAACAAAGUAGACUAUACAUACAUAUUUUUAUAUGUUUGUUCAACUCCGUUAUAUAAGAAUUAAAGUUAUCGGAUCUGUCUCUAUGUAUGGGAUUUUAUGACAGGUUCAUGUGAGAAGAUGCUGAAUGACAGCUGGGCUGAUUAGAGAUAAGCAUUAGUCAAUAGUACUGCUAAGCUGAGGCUUCCUUUGCAUCUGAGACACAUUAUAAGAGGGAAGAGACAAGCUGAACUUUUAUAUUUGGGCAUCUUCCAAGCAUAUUUAUUAAAUCAUGGCCUUUCAACCUACUGAGCAUCAGCACGUGAGGUUCAAUCCCCUGCGAGGAGACUGGAUUUUAGUGUCUCCCCAUCGCAUGAAGAGGCCCUGGGCAGGACAGGUUGAGAAGCCUGUUGGGGAGGACAUACCAGCCCACGACCCAAAGAACCCUCUCUGCCCGGGUGUGGUGCGCCCAAAUGGGGAGGUCAAUCCAAACUAUGAGUCGACAUUUGUUUUCACCAAUGACUUCCCAGCCAUGCUAGAGGAAGUGCCAGCACCUCAAGAGAGCAACGACCCUCUCUUCCAGUCAGCUCCAGCACGAGGCACCUGUCGGGUCAUGUGCUUUCACCCAAAGUCAAACCUGACGCUCCCUCUCAUGACCUGCCAGGAAAUCAAGACUGUUAUUGAUGAAUGGAUAAAACAAAUGUUGGAUCUUGGGAAAAAAUACACCUGGGUACAGAUUUUUGAGAACAAAGGGGCUGUCAUGGGAUGUUCAAACCCACAUCCACAUUGUCAGAUCUGGGCAUCCUCGUUUAUGCCCAAUGAACCCAAAUUAAAAGACACUAAUCAAAAAGACUACUUUGCCAAGUAUGGAAGACCUAUGCUGAUGGACUAUGUUAACAAAGAGCUUGAAAAGAAGGAACGUCUUGUAGUUACAAAUGAUGACUGGGUUGUUGUGGUUCCAUACUGGGCAGUCUGGCCCUAUGAGACAAUGGUUCUUCCAAGACGCCAUGUGUCUCGCAUGACAGAUCUCACAGAGACGGAGAAGACAUCUUUGGCUGAUAUCAUAAAGAGAUUGACAACCAAAUAUGACAAUCUCUUUGAAUGCUCUUUCCCUUAUUCUAUGGGUUGGCAUGGUGCUCCAACUGGGCCAUGUCUCCAAGAUGAUGUCCAACAUUGGGUUUUUCAUGGUUGUUACUAUCCUCCUCUUCUGCGCUCGGCUACUGUCAAGAAGUUCAUGGUUGGUUACGAAAUGCUGGCACAAGCUCAGCGUGACUUAACAGCUGAACAAGCUGCAGAAAAACUUAGAGUCUUGCCUGAAGUUCAUUAUAAGAAUGCUUAAAGAUGUUUUGGAAAUUAUCGGUUUGUUGUUUGAUUUUUUUUUUUUUUUU